AUGAGUUGGAUGUACUCUCUCAGUCUGGCCGUGGCUCUUCUGGACCUCUGUAGGGGACACAGCACUUUGUUUAAAGGAUAUGACCUGUCUAUGUCCAGCUACCACCUGUGUACUGGACAUGAGAGCACGGUGGUGAGUAAAAUGUGGUCCUAUAAGACCUCCUACAGGGACCGGAGGUCGUGUGGCGGAUGGCUACCCUGGAAGACGUGUGUGGUCACUCUUUACAAAACAGCCUAUUGGACUGAGUACAUGAAUGUCACUGAGGAGGUUAUGAGGUGCUGUGACGGCUAUGAACAAGUGGGCAGCUACUGUGCUUUACCUAUGAACAGAAGUGGAGAGUUCACUGCCAAACCAGGCUCCUGCCCCAAGGGUGUGGUGGACGCACCCAGGAAUACUGGGUGUGAAUGGGACUCAGACUGUCCAGGGUGGCAAAAGUGCUGCCAGAGAGAGGGCCUCUCUUUUUGCACCAACCCUCAACAUACAGGCAAUAGAGGCUGUUGCUUCAACGUCACUGUGACUGUGAAGACGGAUUACCAGCAGCUGAUAUCCAUGGACGGGGGAAUCAUGAACCACACAAGGCUUUUGCACUCUGUGGUGACCGGAGCCCUGGACUCCCCUGACAUCUCUGUAUACUACAUCAGCUCCUGGCCUAUAGGGCCAUUCAGAACCGCUUCAUCUAUGCUGAUUGGUUCCCCUGAAACUCUGUCCUUGUCCAACAUGACCACAAAACUGCACCUUCUUCUCAAACACAUUGAAGAAGUCACCUCUGUGUCAGUUGAAGAUAUAGAUGAGUGUACCUAUGCCGCUCUCAGCAGCUGCUCACGUCAGGCAGACUGUGCCAACACAGAGGGCUCCUACAGCUGCACCUGUCAUCCUGGAUUCACUGAUCUGAACCCCAACAACACUGGGGUAGACUGCCAAGCUUCUGACCUUGUGACCUCAGCCCUGCCCAGUAAUGCCACUCAUAUGUUUUGGUGGGCCAAUGCAACAGAGUUGCCACCCAACAGCACCAGUUAUCAGUCAUGGGACUCCAACUUUAUUGAUAACACAGCAGCCAUAGCUACAACCACAGACAGGGGCGUGAUGCUGAGCUCCAUCCAUAUGCCUGUUACCACACAUGACCUAGCUAUAGCCAGCUCCAACAGGUCUGAGACCAGACCAGCUCUCACAUCCUGGAGAAGUCCCACCUCACUGCAGCAUACCACUAACACCAACACUCCUACCCUGCCCCUCUCCACCUCUAUGCCCCAAACCAGCAUGGGACCUACUGUGGAGGACAUGUACCUGAGUGUAUCCUCACUAUCACCAUCCACAUGCCACCCAACCCCCACCACCAACUUGCAGGCCUCCAACGUUACUGGCUUCUCUUUCUGCCUGUCCUGGACUAGCCAAUCCCAGAGCGGGCUCAGCUUCCUCGUGGUGUUGAAGGAGGGGUCAGAGGUCAAGGGACGCUGGGAGACAAAGCUGUCUGUCUGGGAGGUGACAGGGCUGCAACCUGGGGUUCUCUACAACGUCACUGUCACUCCUUGUGCCUGUGGGAGCCAUUGGGCCAGCCUGCUGGUGCUGGUUAAGACUGCUGCACAGACACUUCGAGCAACCGUUCGCCUGACCAAUGUGCAGUUCACUGAUGCCUUGCUGUACCCGACGAGCCAGGAGUAUCAGAAUCUCAGGCGUAGUAUUGAGGAAGAGAUCCUCCAGUCUCUCCCUCCUUAUAUCCUGGCCCUGGUGAACUCAGGAGAUGUGAGGGUUCAGAUCAGAGGCCUGACUCCUGGCAGUGUAGUAGUGAAUUUCAUCAUCAUCUUCACACCCCGUCAGUCCCAGGACAUCCUGAUGGUGUCCUCUGCUCUGAUGCAGGCCCUACAGAACAGCCUCAUAUACACUGUUGACAGCAACAACACCCGUAUAGAUGAUGAUGAUGAGUGCAGUACAGGGGACAUGGACUGCUCCCCAUGGGCCCAGUGCACUAACACCUGGGGCUCCUACAGCUGUCUCUGUCUGGACGGAUUCACUGACUCCAACCCCUCCAGGCCAGGACGGGGCUGUUCAGCUACUAUCACAACCACAACCAACACUCUGGUUACAACCAACAAUACAGUUUCAACCACUACAACCUACAAUCUAACCUCAAUCACAUCCAACAAUAAAAGUACAACUACAAUCAACACACAAGUUACAACCAACAAUGCCGUUAGAAUCAACAACACUGUUUCAACCGCUACUCCAAUUCUAAUCACAACCAUGACCCCAGUUCCAACCACAACCACCACUGACGUUCCUACAGCAAUGACCACCACUGUGACCAGCGGUCUCAUCACAACGAGUCUGCAGCCUAAGGCUCCUACAUCUCCGGCUAUUCUGGUUUCUUAUACGAGGGGCAUCUCUGUGGAGUGCAGGGCCAGCUAUAUCAUUGUGACAGUUGCAAGGGACUUCCUGGAGGCGAGGCACAUUGGGGACUCUUCCCUCUACCUGGGGAGACAGGAGUGUGGCGUGAACGACGCGAACAGCAGCCAUGUCCAGCUGACGGUGGCUUGGGACCAGUGUAACACACAGCUCUUAUAUAAUAGCACUCAUUACACUGCUCAGACGACUCUGUUCAAUUCCAUGGAUCUCCAGAGCUUGCCCGACAGCAAAAUGAGAGUUCCUACAAUACGACUGGAGGUCCCCAUCAUGUGUACCUUUGGGAGGAGCAUCCUCAUCUCUGCGGGUUAUGACCCCACAGGGUAUGACAUGAUUAAAGAUGUCGUCAUGGGCUCAGGGACUUUCCAUGUGACGGUUCAGCUCCUGAAUGGAAUGUCUCCUCUCCCUCAGAACUACAGCCUGUCUCCCGAGGAGGAAGUUGUGGUCGAGGUCAGCGUCAACUCCACAGUUGACCAGAUCAAAGUGGUCAUCAACAAGUGCUGGGCCACCCAGAGCAGCAACCCUUUGGAACCAACAAUUUACUUGUUCCUGGAAAACAGCUGUCCCCUCCUCAACACAUACACCACAGUCUUGGAGAACGGCAACUCCAGCAAGUCUCGCCUGUCCCUUCGCAUCUUCUCCUACGUCAACCUCAAUGUCAUCUACUUGCACUGCCAGAUUCAUAUCUGUAUUGAGACUGGCUCAGCCACCUGCCAGCCUGAUUGUAUUGAACGGACAGAAAGAUUCUCUAAUCUAAUCGGAACGGGAAAAGCAACCUGUGGACCAUUCCUUCGAUCACACAAAGUGUCUGUCAAAGAGAGUUCUGUUACUCUUCGUCUGGUGGACUACAUCUUACUGGGAAUAGGACUGUUCCUCCUCUUCAUCGGGAGUCUUUCGUCCUUGUUCUUCUGCUACAGGAAGCGAAUUGGAACCUACAGCUUCAGCCUUAAACCCAAGCAAGAGAACUUUACCUAUCAUGUUUUUGAUGCUUAG
Molecule: messenger RNA, 3390 nt
Organism: Oncorhynchus masou masou (cherry salmon)
Lineage: Eukaryota; Metazoa; Chordata; Actinopteri; Salmoniformes; Salmonidae
Gene: umodl1
Product: uromodulin-like 1
Exons: 17
Coding region: 1-3390 (1129 amino acids)
Cellular component (GO): cell surface; extracellular region
Molecular function (GO): peptidase inhibitor activity; calcium ion binding; protein binding
Source: RefSeq, a predicted model, not a curated record